AUGUCCUCCGCGCCAACCCACCCCAUGCCGCUCCGCGUCGCCCUCGUCGCCUCGUCCGACGCCUCCGAUUUGUCCGUCGCUCCGACGCUCUCCGUCUCCGGCGGCGACAAUGCUGCUGUCGUUGCGAAACCGUCGCCGACCGCUGCAGUUAACGCGCUCCCCGCUGCCCGAGGCGUUUCUAGCAGAGCUGUUGCUCUGCGCGCGGUUCCGCGGGCGGUGGUGGUGAGCGCGUACGACGGCGUCCUGGACUCCGAACUAGCGGGGAAGUGGUACCACCGCGCGGCGAAGCGCGUGGCGCGCAAGCAGAUGGUGGCGGCGGCGAACGAGGCGAUGGUGGCAGUUCCGCUGAGCGAGUGCCCGGGCGUGCUGGGCUUGCGCGAGGUGCAUCUGGCCGACCACCACGCGUACCUGCUCUCCGACAUCUGCUCUGGCGGCGACCUCCGUGCCCUCCUUCAGCGACGCGCCGCCGCCUCCGCAACUGCGCCCGCGGAGAAAGGCAAGGGGAGGCGGUGGUGGGGGAAGGCGAGCGGCGAAGGCGGGCGGGGAGGGGGAAUGGCGGAGGCGGAGGCGCUGGAAGUGGUGAAGCACGUGGGCGACGCCGUGGCGUUCUGCCAUGAGCGAGGCGUGGUGCACUGCGACAUCAAGCGCGACAACAUCCUCUUCGCCUUGCCCCUCUCCAACAUGGACCCCCCGCCUUGCCAACCCACCGCUAGCCCCGCUGCGCCUGCAACCCCCUCUCCUGUUGCCCGCGUCUGCAAGUCGCCCGUCUCCUUGGCGCGCGCCUCCUCCCGGCUGGCGGCGGGGGCAGUGCAGCUGGCGGACUUUGGGUUGGCGCAGGUGGUGACGGAGGGGCAGCGCGCGUCCAGCACUCCCGCAGGCACACCCGGGUACAUGGCGCCUGAGGUGGAGGCCCUCUGCCGCCCUCGCUGCCCGCCCGCCCCUGGCGCGGCGAAGCAGGGAAGAGGAGCAGCGGCGAGAGCAGCAGGGGGAGAGGCGGAGGCUGGCGGGUAUGGGCGGGCAGUGGACCUGUGGUCGCUGGGGGUGACGCUGUUCGAGAUUAUCGCAGGCGAGCGGCCGUACGCAGGGGAGGCGCCUCAACAGGGCGAGUGGCGCGCACGCAUGGAGGGGGCAGCGUGGGAGGGCGUGUCGGAGGAGUGCCGCGCGCUGGUGAGCGGCAUGCUGAGAGUGCGCGCGGAGGAGAGGCUCACCAUGGCGCACGUGUGCCACCACCCCGCCAUGAUCCGCGCCUUCGGGGGCAGCGGGACGCGCUGCAGGGCAGGAUGGUGUGCAGAAGACGAGAGCGAGGAUCAUCUGAUCAUCGCUCACCUGCGGGACAAGGCGGAAGUGGAGGUGCUGGAGAAUGUGCUGGAGGAGGAGGAUGAUGAGCACCCCAACCCGUUCUACGAAGACCCCUCGCACGCCCCUGAGCCCCCCGCCACCAAGGACGACGAGGCAGAGGACGAGGAGGAAGGGCUUGCAGGGGAUGAGGAUGUGGUGGGUGCCGCUGCCGAGGAAGGGGAUGGGAUGGAUCCGGACGAGGAGGGGGGUGAGGCAGAUGCAGAGAUGGGAGGUGCGGAUGAGUGGAGCGAGGAUGGAGACGACUGGUGGGCAGCAGGCCGCUAUGAGGGAGAGGAAGUGGAGGAGUGGGUUGCGGGCGAGGAUGAUUGA
Messenger RNA from Closterium sp. Naga37s-1, 1668 nucleotides. The record is from the annotation of a GenBank genome assembly. Lineage: Eukaryota; Viridiplantae; Streptophyta; Zygnematophyceae; Desmidiales; Closteriaceae.